AUGGCGGCCGAUUCCGUCGAAGCUGCGCGCAUGCAAUUGGCGGCGCUCGACGAACAGCGGCAUGCACUGAAACAACGACUAGGAGAACUGGAGGCGCGGGAGGCGGCGAAGCGCAAGGCGGACGACGUCGAGGAGGCGACGAAACGCCGGCGCGAAUCUGACGAGCGGACGAAGAAGCAGAAGCAGACGGCGGCGGCGGGCGCGGCGCCCCGGGCGGCGGCGGCCGUGCCCCCGGCGCCCGCGGCGCCGGAAACGCGCCGCGCGGCCCGCGGGCCCGCAGCCGCGCGGCCCUCGCGAGCCCAGCGGUCCGCAGACCGCGAGGACGCGCCGAAGCUGCCGCCCGUCGAGCGGCAGUCGCGGCGCAGCGCGAAGCGCGAUCGCGAGGACCGCGUCGAGCAGAAGCGCCUCGCGCAGGAGCGCCUCGAGGAGGACGAGAAGUCGCGGUGGGGGCGGGAGUCGGCCUCCCAAGCGGAGAAGGUGCGGGGGCGGCUUUCAGGCCUCCGCGAGAAGAAUGACGGCGCGAAGCUCGGCGGCCCGCCGUCGUCGGUCGUCGCCGGGGCCCGGCGGCCCGGCGCCGGGCUGCGGCGGGCCGGGGGCCGCCGCGCCUGCCGCGACGUGACGAACGGCGAUUCCCCGCCGCCGCCCCAGGGCCCGGAGCGCGCCGGCGCGCCCGGUGGAAUUGACGACGGCGGCUCGCGCGACCUCAGCCGUCCCGGCGCCUUCGGCCGCCCGUUCGACAGCGGCUGCGGCGACGCCGGCUGCAGCGACGCCCUCUGCGACGGCUCCGGCCGCGGCGACGGCCGCUGCGCCGGCUCCGGCCGCGACGACGACGCGGGCGGCGUCGCGCCGCCCAAGGCCGCGACGCUCGGCGGGACGAAGGGCCAGGCCUGCUCGGCGCGCCGGCCGCCCGAGGACGGCGACGCGCUCCUCGUGCGCUGGGACAACUUUCGCGACGGGUCCGUGCGCGGCGGCUACUACCGGUGCAUCGUCUCGACGUGGGCCGCGACCGGCGAGCGCUACGUCCACGGCCGCGACCGCCACGCCGGCUGGUGGGACGAGCCCGUGUCCUUCUACCCGGACGAGGACGACUGGAAGCACGACCCCGCGGCCCAGGACGACGACGCCGAGCCGCCCGCGGCGAAGAAGCAGCGGCAGGCGACGCGGCGCUGGACCGACGACGAGACGCAGCGGUUGAAGGACGGCGUCGAGGCCCACGGCGUCGGGUCCUGGGGCGUGAUCCGCAAAGAUUUCGGCUUCCUCGCGUCGGGGGACUACGAGGGGCGGACGACUGCGCUUAUGAAAGCAAAAUGGCAAAAAUUGGAGAAGGCCAAGCUGCCCAAGGUCGCGCGGGAAUAUCGGCGCUGGACCGACGACGAGACGCGGCGGCUCGUCGAGGGCGUCGCGGCCCACGGCGUCGGGUCCUGGGGCGCGAUCCGCAAAAAUUUCGGCUUCCUCGCGUCGGGGGACGACGAGGGGCGGACGGGUGAUGACCUAUACUCGAAAUGGCAACGGCUCGAUCAGCGGGAGGUGCGGCGGCUGGCGCCCUGGACCGACGACGAGACGCGGCGGCUCGUCGAGGGCGUCGCGGAGCACGGCGUCGGGUCCUGGCGGAAGAUCCAGGCCGAGUGCGGCUUCAUGAAGUCGGGGGGCUACGGGGGGCGGCUGAUACCGGCCCUCAAGAGCCAGUGGUGGUCGCUGCGGUUGAGGUCGACACUGCGCGCCAAAGCCGAGGAGGAGAAGGAGAAGGCGAAGGAGAAGGGCAAGGAGACGAAGAAGAAGAGGUCUGGGAAGGAGACGCGGCGGGACAUGACGGAGGACGAGUGGGAGCAGCGGAAGGCGGCCGAGCUCAUGCGGCUGUCCGCGGAGAGGGAGGCGGUGCUCGCCGAUUAUGAUGACGACAUCACUACCCUCUUUUUCGAGUGCGAGGCUGAUUCAUGUGAAAAUGAUGGCUCGUCGCUGCCGUAUUAUGAUUUUUGCUGGAGAGUGGGGGAAGCACGGGUCGAGAUGAUGCGCGUCGCGGCGAUGAAGUACCAGGAGGCGAUCGCGCUCGGCCGCGACGGCGAGGCGGAACGCGCGGCGGUCGACGCGCUGCGCCGGAAGAGCUGCACCCUGUGCUCGCAGCGGCAGGUGGAGAAGACAACGAAGGCGCGCGACGUCGGAAAAGCCGUCUACAAGGCGACGACGAACGAGCUGUUCCUGAACACUCACUGCGUCGGGCCUUGGUGUAAAAACGACGUCACGGGCAAGACGUGGUUUUUCGACGCGGUGGGCAUGCGGGCGCUUUCGCCGGACCACGAGGACGAGGCGUCCAAGCAGACGCGCGAAUUCGUGACGAGAGACGGCAAGAAGAAGCGCCGCAAGGUCAAUCCUUCGGCGAAGCACGCGACGGUGGGCGCGGGCGUCGACGACGUCGUCGAGAACUGCGUCGGGCGCUGCAAAGUUUGCAACACGAUGAAAAACAUCCUCAACCUCCGAGCAGAAUCAAAACGUAAAGAAGAAGCUGGGGAACAUCUGACCGAGGAGAGAUACAAAACGAUGAAAGCGAACCGCGUCGAACGCAUGGAGUACGUCAACGAGAUGAAGAUCGGCUCCCGCUGCCGCUACUGCUCGUUGCUAUGUACUGCGGACAAUGUCGAGGGGUUUGAGUGCGCUCACAGGAAGGAGACGGAGAAGUUCAAGUACCAGGACUCUUCCGGAGGCAAUGGCAUGUGUGGCCUCGUCCGACGGAAUGUCGCGUUCACGCCCGAGGAGGCGGCGCGAAUCGAGUUCGAGAUGAACGACACCAACCCGGACACCUGCGGCAAUUGGGGCAAGAACACGGGCGACAUGCCCUCCAUCUCCUGCGUCGACUCGGGCCUCUACUCGUCGAACGGGGCCCUGUCCUCGGACGGGUGCCUCGUCGAGGAGUUCCUCAAGGGCACGGAGCCCGUCGGCGGCUACUUCGCGGUCUCGCUCGACACGACGGGCCACUCCGUCAUCAACCGCCAGGACGUCUUCACCGUCGCGGAGAGCGGCGGCGACGGCUCGUCCAUGGAGGAGAUGCUCGAGGCCAUGCCCAACGUCGGCGACAUCACCGUGACGCGGUCCGCCGUCAACGAGGGCGGCAACAACGGCGGCUUCACCUGGACGGUGACCUUCCUGCGCGACGCGGGCUCGAACGGCUACGGCCAGUUCGGCGACUGCGAGCAGCGCGGCACCGUCGACAACCUGUGCAACUCGCCCGGCGACGUGCCCAACUCGCUCACGGGCGACUGCUCCAAGACCGACGGCGUCCGCGGCGGCCUCGAGUGGCGCGUCGCGUUCCUCGAGAACCCGGGCUCCUACGACGGCUACACGUACCCGCCGGGCGCGGGCAACCUCGACUCCAUCACCUACGACACCUCGAACCUCCAGGGCACGACGCCCGCGGUGGUCAACGAGGUCCUGCGCACGGGCUCGACGCCCUUCAGCGGCACGUUCUCCGUCGCCUUCAACGGCGCCAAGACGGAGGAGAUGGAGCGGCAGGAGGCCACGGACGAGGUCGAGUACGUGAUCGAGAAGCUUGACACCAUCGGCGAGAUCCGCGUCGACCGCACGGACAUGGGCCUCCAGCGCAUCCCGGGCGUGGCGGCGACCAUCGGCCGCGACGGCUCGUCGGCGUCGCUCGUCUACGACGCGAGCUUCGGCGACUCGUACGACCGCGAGACGUCGCUCAUGGACUACCUCGCGCCCGGCGAGGUCUUCCGCCUCGGCGGCGUCGACGGCGGCAUCUACAGCUCGCACGCGGGCAAGGUCGACGGCUCGGAGAUGCUCGGCUCGCUCCUCGACUACUCGGAGAACGCGCCCGUGCCCAGGAGCGCCUCAGCGCCAUGCUCAGCUAUGCCCUCCGGCGCCGCCGUCGCGGCGACGACCGUCGUCGACGGCAACGCGCUCGGCGGCACGUUCGCGCUCCAGACCGCGGACGGCUACACGACGGACCAGCUGCCCUACGGCGUCAGCACGGGCGCCCUCGAAGCCGCGCUCGAGGCCCUCUUGGGCGUCGGCGCCAUCGAGGUCACGACGGGCUGGGAGCUCGACGAGUCGUCCGAGUACGGCAAGGCCUACAUGAUCGAGUUCACGACCGCGGAGGGCGACGGCGCGACCAUCUCCGGCACGCCGCCCUGCGACUACGUCGUGUCCGGUCUCACGAACAACACGACGGUCUGGAAGGUCGAGACCGCGGGCACGGGCGCGACGAACCCCAUCGUCGACGGCACCUUCGAGCUCACGCUCUCCGUGUCCGGCCAGUCCUACACGACGGACCCGAUCCCCUACGACGCCGUCGGCAGCGCCUUCGACGAGACGGGCGUCUACGAGACCCUCGUUGCGUCCGGCGCCGUGUCCGCGCGGACGUUCCAGCUGACCAACGACUCCUCCGUCGUCGUCGCGUCGGGCUCCCUCGCGGGCAUCCUCUUCGACAACGACCUCAUCCAGGUCGAGGGCCAGCGCCACGAGGGCGAGGUCUACCGCGUGUCGCUGCUCGACCCGUCGGGCACGACGUUCAACCUCACGAACCCCGCCACGGACGAGGCGCGCAUCUUCCUGGGCACGUCGAAGACGGCCGCCAAGGUCACGCGCGUCCACGGCGGCCGCGGCACGUCCGCGACGUCCGAGGUCUUCUGCGAGGAGGAGACGGGCUACUGCUCGAGCGGCGGCCGCCUCGACUUCUCCGGCUCCGUGGAGUCGAAGCUCGAGGCGCUCGACGAGCUCAUCGACGCCGGCGUCAACGUGAGCCGCUACGGCCCCGACGACACGAACGGCUUCUCCUGGUUCGUCACGUUCCUCGACGACUCGCCCGCGUCGUCGACGAACGACUUCGCGCUCUCGCUGUCGACGAACUCGCUCGAGGACUACAACGGCACGAUCGGCGGCGCCGGCGCGUCGGUCACGCUCACGCAGUGGCAGGCCGGCGAGACCUACUCGGACUGCACGGGCGUGUCCCACGUCGUGCCGUCCGACGGCAGCGGCCUCCAGAACGGCCUGCUCUACUACACGCGCGUCACGGCGAUCAACAGCGUCGGCUACUCGCUGCCCCAGGCGACGGACUCGGCCAUGAAGCCCGUGACGACGCCCGGCGCGCCGACGUCUGUCGUCUUGUCGACCGUGUCGGCGACGCAGCUCCGCGUCCAGUUCAGCAGCCCGGCGUGGGACGGCGGUGGCCACGAGAUCACGUCCUACCUCGUCGAGUACGCGAUGGACGUGGCCUUUGCGUCGACGGAGAGCGUCACCGAGUACUACGUCCGCGUCUCCGCGGGCAACAUCCAGGGCUACGGCACGCCCCAGUCGACGGCGCCGUCGAGCGCCGCGCCCUACGAGGAGAGCGGCGCGCCCAGCGACGUCGAGCUCGGCAUCACGUCCGACUCCAUGCUCACGAUCGGCCACGCGUACCCCCCCGACGGCGGCGACGACGACGACGUCGACGGCUCGGGCUGGUUCUACUCCGGCGAGCCGGCGUACGCGCUCAGCAUCGGCGGCGUCGGCAACCUCAGCGCCUGCGCCGAGUGGGAGCACCCGUGCUCCACGCGCCGCCGCAGCGAGUGCCUCGCCUGGGACGCCGAGGAGUACGAGGUCGAUGAGCAGAACGACCUGUUCAUGUCCGAGUUCCUCGACGUCGCCGACGGCGUCACGGGCACGCGCAAGACGGGCGUCGCCAACGCGCCGAGCGGCUACGCGUACAGCCUCGUCGGCGUCUCGCAGCCGCCGACGAUCUACGUCGACGAGAGCAACCGCUCCGCGCGGCCCUUCAGCGACGACAACGACGAGCACGUCGUCGCCGACGUCUUCCUCGGUCCGAACGGCACGGCCUUGUCCAUCUACACGCUCUCGAGCUCGGCGUUCUCCGUCGCCUUCGACGAGGCUCUCGGCGACCAGCCGGCCAUGCUCGCGGACGGCGCGUACCUCGCGGGCGGCGUCGUCGCGACCGUCGUCGAUGACGUCGUCCAGGGCUCCGCGGCGACGGGCAUCGUCCUCGAGUCGCUCCACGCGGGCAUGCCCCGCGGCUUGCGGUACUUCACGCGCGCGCGGAGCUCGUCGGCCGUGUCGCGCUGGCCGUCGUCGCGCGCGUGCACGAGGUGCUGCGGCUGGAGCGCGAGGAGCUCGUCCUUGGUCAGCGGGCCCUGGCACCUCACGAACGUGCACUCGCCCCAUACCGUGCUCGUGCCGGAGCAGAUGAGGCCGAACCGCGUGCCGGCCUUCUUCGAGAUCGUGCCCCGGAGGUCCACGGUCUUCUCGCCCCGCAGGAUCUUCUCGAGCCACUCGGGCUUGACGCAGAGGGCCACGUCCGGCCAGGCGCCCCGGGCGACGCGCGCCGUCGACGCCAGCGCCGCGUCCAUCAUCGCCACGAUCUGGCCUCUCGGACACAGCUUCGACGUCGCCUUCGUGGUGCUCGGCGAGCGCCGCGGCGCGCAGACCGAGGGCCUCUCGGGCAGGUUCGACGUCGACUUCGAGGCGGCGCCCUACGGCUCCCGGCCCGCGAGCAAGCGCGGCGCGAACGCGGCGCCGCCCGCGCUCCAGCUCGCCGCGUCGCACGUCUACGAGAUCCAGGUCCGCAUCUCGACGGCCGACGAGAUCGUCGAGACCCAGGAGCAGAUCAAGGCCGCGCCCAACGCGGCGACCCGCGGCCCUCUAGAGGCCUCGGCGCCCCAAGACCCAAGAGGCGCGGCCCCACGAGAGUGCCCCCUAGGAAACCCCUCCGCACCGUGA
This is a messenger RNA of Aureococcus anophagefferens, 6720 nucleotides long. RefSeq lists its product as hypothetical. The transcript has 11 exons. NCBI's taxonomy places the organism in Eukaryota, Pelagophyceae, Pelagomonadales, Pelagomonadaceae. Bases 1 to 6720 code for a protein of 2239 amino acids. Gene Ontology annotation, molecular function: protein binding. The record is from RefSeq and is a predicted model, not a curated record.